CCCGGGCCCCUCGGCAGGCUCGAGGAGGGGUUCAAGGAGGUCCAGACCCUCAAGGACGCCGUGGCCACCCUGCAGAAGUCCUGCCAGGACUGCAGGUUGCAGGCUGACGAGCACCGAGACGCCCCGUUGCCCCCCAGCCCGGGAUCCCCGGGGGAGGACGGCCACCUCCGCGUGCAGGACCUGGAGAGCCAGGUGCACGAGCUGUCCUCCCAGCUGAAGGGCGCCCGCGAGGAGAUCGACGUGCUCCACCGACGCCUGGAGAAGCUGAACCUUGUGAACAUGAACAACAUCGAGAACUACGUCGACAGCAAAGUGGCCAACCUGACCGUUGUGGUCAACAGUUUGGACGGGAAGUGCUCAUCCCAGUGCCCCAGCCAAGAACAGAUCCAGUCCCGGCCCGUUCAACAUCUGAUAUACAAAGACUGUUCCGACUACUACAUAAUAGGCAGAAGAAGCAGCGAGACCUACAGAGUCACACCGGAUCCCAAAAACAGCAGCUUUGAGGUGUUCUGUGACAUGGAGACACUGGGCGGGGGCUGGACAGUGCUGCAGGCGCGGCUGGAUGGCAGCACCAACUUCACCAGGAGCUGGCGAGAGUACAAGGCAGGCUUUGGGAACCUCCGGCGUGAGUUCUGGCUGGGAAAUGAUAAGAUUCACCUCCUGACCAAGAGCAAGGAGAUGAUCCUGAGAAUAGAUCUUGAAGACUUCAGUGGUGUCAAGCUGUACGCUGUGUAUGACCAGUUUUACGUGGCUAACGAAUUUCUCAAGUACCGUCUACACGUCGGCAAUUACAAUGGCACCGCCGGGGACGCCCUGCGUUUCAGUAAACACUACAACCAUGACCUGAAGUUCUUCACCACCCCGGACAGAGACAAUGACCGCUACCCCUCCGGGAACUGCGGGCUGUACUACAGCUCGGGCUGGUGGUUUGAUGCUUGUCUUUCCGCAAACUUAAAUGGCAAAUACUAUCACCAGAAAUACAGAGGGGUCCGAAAUGGGAUUUUCUGGGGCACCUGGCCUGGGAUGGGGGAGGCACAGCCUGGUGGCUACAAGUCCUCCUUCAAAAGGGUCACAAUGAUGAUUAGACCCAGGCACUUUAAGCCUUAACACCGGUGCUCAUUUCUCCAGCAUUUACGUCUAAUAGCAUGAUCCACACCUUAGGUGCUUUGCAGUGUGCCUUCUUUCAGAUUCCUUCUCCACAGCCAGCAAGUCUUUGAGCAUAGGUCAUGUGCUCCCUGGCACUUGAAGUAAACCUGAAGAUAUUCAUUUUAAAGACUCCUCUCUGUUGCUGUUAGCCAGUGGAUGCUUAUAAGCAAUGGAAAUAUUAGAGUCUAUUUAUAAGCCCUUUGGCUUUCUAUUAAUUAGAAAGUUCUUUAUUAUUUGUUCUACUUUCUAUUAUAAAAAUUGAUUCUUCAGCAUGCUAGAACCUACACAAAGCCGUCUCCAUUUCGGCCGUGGUUAAACAUGCACAUUUGAAAAUA
Molecule: messenger RNA, 1481 nt
Organism: Fukomys damarensis (Damara mole-rat)
Lineage: Eukaryota; Metazoa; Chordata; Mammalia; Rodentia; Bathyergidae
Gene: Fgl2
Product: fibrinogen like 2
Exons: 2
Source: RefSeq, a predicted model, not a curated record